AUGAAGAAAUCUUUCAAUACAAGGACCAAAAAUUCCAACUCUAAAAACUCAAGAAAUCCUUUACAAUCGUAUAUGCCUACAAAUGAAAUGGUAAACAGAAAAUCAAAGCUUUUCCCCUGUUCUGAAUGUGAGAAAUGUUUAAAGAACCACUCAAGUCUUGUUGUGCACAAGAGAACUCACACAGGAGAGAAACCGUUCUCAUGUACGGAAUGUGGAAAAUGUUUUAUCCGUAAAUCACAUCUUGUUGUGCACAAGAGAACUCACACAGGAUAA
Molecule: messenger RNA, 273 nt
Organism: Pelobates cultripes (western spadefoot toad)
Lineage: Eukaryota; Metazoa; Chordata; Amphibia; Anura; Pelobatidae
Source: the annotation of a GenBank genome assembly